CAGUUUCGUGGAUUAUUAUGGGAUCGCUGGAGUUUGUCGCGUCGCGUCGCGUCGCGUCGCUCGCUUGUAUCAUGUGAUAAGGGCUGGAAUUUGACACCUCAGGGGUUGAAAACUCUCAUGUGUUUAUGGGACUUGAUUUUGGCACAGGCUCCUGCGUUUAGAGUGGAGAGCGUCUCCUGAGGAACUACCGCGCGCGGGCUGUCCUGGACCUGAACGCGCCUGAUCUUGCGUUUAAGACGCAUCUGAGUCAGUCAAGACACCCCUAGUUUCUGGUCGCUCAGGACAAUUUUAUGUGAAAAACGUGGAUGUUCAGAAUUAUGCAUCUUCACUACAAGGAGAGGUCGAGAGGAAACAUUUUAAGGAAUACAUUUUCAUUAUCUGUGGAUUAUUUUCACUUGUCAGUUUCUUAAUUUAUUUCACUCAAGUCCAUGACAGGAGAGGUCGAUCAGGACAGAAAAGAUGGCAAAGGGUGGAGAUGUCCGGAGAAUUGCAUGGCCGCACUUGCCCGAUGUCACCUGAGAAACUGGAAGGUGAUGCUGCUGGUGUUUGUAUGUUUUCUGGGUCUGGUUGAUGGACAUUUCCUGCAGGAGGAGACAGAAGAACCCCGUCCUAGCAAACUGAGAACCUUUUCAAACCAUCCAGAACGUCCAGGACUGCAGAAAGACAUAGAUGAGAGGCAGAGCAGAGCAUCAUGGACAGGAUUGCAUGACCCAUCGCUAGCCGAAGAAGGUGAGGGUCAUCGAAUCCGUUGGCAGCGCUCCUCUACAAACACCUCCAGUUUGCGGAAAUCUCCCAAGAAUCGCAAGGAACGUCGCAACCGCACACGAGGCCGGAGCAGCCAGGACUGUCGUUUGGAGAGGAAGGAGAUGAGGGUGCGUGAUCUCGGCCUCGGUUACGACUCGGACGAGAUCGUUCUGUUUAAGUACUGCGUGGGGACGUGCAUGAGCGCCCGUAAGAACUACGACCUGGCCCUGAAAGUGCUAACAGAUAACGGCAGCGUUCCAAGCCGUAAAGUGAGCACUCACCCCUGCUGCAGACCGACGCGCUUCGAGACUGUCUCUUUCAUGGACGCCCAGACGAGCUGGCAAACCAUCAAAUGGCUUUCAGCAGCCAACUGCAGCUGUGUGGGAUGAGAGAACCGAGGAAACACAGCCGGUAAAGUCAAUCCAAAGCUCCGGUGUAGAACGAAAGGGAAUUCCACUGCAAGGAAUCUGUGAUGCAGCACUCCUGGUGAUGAGAGCUUCGACAGUGCGGUGCAAACGCAGCGGAUCUGCCGUCGUGAGCACAGGAACCACAGGAAUAAAGGACGUCCUGCAGGGUAACUGUCAGAAAGCGUGGAAGUCUGCAUCAUCUGACCUCGGAGAGCUAAAAACUACCUGUGAAGCGAGUCCUCAGAAACAGUAUCUGCUCCAGACUGCAGCUCUACAUGGAAAGUUUGUGAAAAGUAACUUGAAGGCCUACAUUUCACAUUAUGAGAUUGAGUAUUCAGUAUGUUUUAAGAAUGACGUGAAUACCAUGAAGGUUCAUUUUAACAGAUCAGAAGGUGCUUUAAUUCACUUAUCAGCUUAGCAUGUGUUUUUGUUAUACACACGCUUUCCUUAAGCCAAGAGCACACUGCAAGACUGAAGCGCGUCACCUAUUUAUGUUUACGAUAAAUUGUUCUAAACACAGGCCAAACAUUUGUGCUGAACGCAAUUAACAUGCAGCAAUUCCCCAUUUUGCAGGCUGGUUCUGAAUGCUAAGUCGUGGAUUUCUGCACUGCAAUGAUCGGCUCUUUAGAAUGAUGAAAUCGUGCUCGAUUACACUGCAUGUCUGGACGUAUGCCCGGUUUUUACGCUCUCCUCCAUCAUCUGAUCAUCAUUAGAUGAAUUACUGCUGCCAUGAUCGCUAGGAAAUGUACACAAACUAUUUUUAACUCUUUUCAACUCUUUGCUCUUUUAAACAAAGUUCCGCCAGCUUUCCAUAUGCAGAACAAGCUCAAGCAUUGAAUUUUGUGAAUGUUUUAUUUUUAUAAUAAGCUUUUUUUUUUUACAUAGAAAUGAGCUGUGCUUGCAUUUAUAAGAAAUGACGAUGAACUAAUUUACAAUACUGUUCAAA
Molecule: messenger RNA, 2097 nt
Organism: Megalobrama amblycephala (Wuchang bream)
Lineage: Eukaryota; Metazoa; Chordata; Actinopteri; Cypriniformes; Xenocyprididae
Product: glial cell line-derived neurotrophic factor
Exons: 4
Coding region: 429-1133 (234 amino acids)
Molecular function (GO): growth factor activity; receptor tyrosine kinase binding; glial cell-derived neurotrophic factor receptor binding
Source: RefSeq, a predicted model, not a curated record